Messenger RNA from Microstroma glucosiphilum, 3459 nucleotides. Its product is annotated as P-loop containing nucleoside triphosphate hydrolase protein. Gene Ontology annotation, molecular function: RNA binding. Gene Ontology annotation, cellular component: intracellular anatomical structure. NCBI's taxonomy places the organism in Eukaryota, Fungi, Basidiomycota, Exobasidiomycetes, Microstromatales, Microstromataceae. The coding region runs from base 110 to 3286 and encodes 1058 amino acids. The record is from RefSeq and is a predicted model, not a curated record. The transcript has 3 exons.
UCUUCCUACUCCUCCUCCUCCCUCCUCCUCCUCCUCUUGACCUCGAUGUGUACGCCAUCUUACACUUGGUAGAUUCUCGAUCUGCUCAGCAUCAACUGGAAAUACUGCCAUGUCGGCGCAGUCCUCCAUUCGCUCUUCACCCGAGGCAGCGCCUACCAUUGCAGGGCCAUCGCGCCUGGCAAUGGUUGCUCCUACCAUCCCUUCCUCUCCGCUCAAACGGUUGCCUGCCUCUGUACAGUCCUCUCCAUCCAAGAGGUCUCGCAAUGAGGACAAGGACAGUAGAGAGAGCAAAGCCAAUGGAGUGAGGACCCCCAGCUUCAGCUCGCCUAUUCGAAACGGCAGUAAGAAGGUCAGACUUGAUGGGGAGACAUGCAGAGCAGGAAGAGAAGCAGGAGGAGGAAGCAAAGGCGGAGGUUUCGUUAAUGCUCCAAGCAACGGGUCAGCAAACCAUGCUCUGACAGCAUCCGUCGACGAGAGUAUCAUGAAAGUCAGGCGUAGUCUGCCUAUAUGGUCGGCUAGGGACGCCAUUGUACAGAGGAUAGGGCAAGAGGAGACGGUCAUUCUCAUGGCAGAUACAGGUAGUGGAAAGAGUACACAGAUCCCACAAUUCUUGCACGAAGCGGGCUUCACUUCUACCUCCACCAGCACCGAGCGCCUCCGGCUGAUCGGUAUCACUCAGCCCCGUCGAAUGGCCGCCCUCUCCCUGGCCAAGCGAGUAGCUCAAGAGCUCGGAACCUCUGAUCCAGGUGAAGAUGAUGGCUCCUCCCGCUCGAAGUCGCUCGUGGGCUUUGCGAUCCGAUUUCAGGACCGCACUACCAAGCAUACCAGGAUCAAAUUCAUGACGGAUGGUUGGCUGCUGAGAGAAUUCGUAAAGGCUUCUGCGAGCUUGAUCAAGGCGGGUACUACCCUCGAGCAGAUCAGUGACCCCAGCCAUGAGUCUCUUCUACCACAAUACUCUGUUCUGAUCAUCGACGAAGCACACGAGAGGACCGUUCGGUCUGAUUUGCUGCUCGGGCUAGCCAAGAGGAUCCAGAGAAGAAGGCGAGAACUGAGAAGAAGUUGGGAACAUCGUCGGAACGAAGGGCAGCUACGGGACGGAGAGCCAGAACCCGAGCUGCUCAGGAUGGUCAUCAUGAGUGCUACGAUCGAUGCUGAGCUCUUCAGCAACUUCUUCGCAACGGAGAGCGAUCCGAAGAGCCGGGCUUCGCAUGCUGAUGGUUUUCCGCAGAGUGCGGAAGGAGGGCUGAUACCAGCACCUGUGCUAUAUGUAAAGGGCAGGACCCACCCUGUCACACUUCAGCAUCUACGACAGCCAGUGGAGGACUGGGUCGAUGCAGCGAAGCGACAAGUCCUGCAGUUGCACGUCUCGAAACCCUGUGGCUCAAGCAAUGGCACUGCCGGCGACAUUCUCAUUUUCGGCACAGGAGCAGAGGAGAUCGAAUCGCUCUCUGCUGGACUGCGUCAGCUGAGCGAGCAUCUGCCCACCUGGGCCAGCGAUCAAGAGAAGAUUACGGGCAGGCCGCACUCCCUUGCGAAGUUGCUUGUAGUGCCUCUGUAUGCCGCACUUGGGAGUAAAGCGGUGGCCCAAGUGUACAAGCCUACUCCACCUGGCUAUAGGAAAGUAGUCGUAGCAACGAACAUUGCCGAGACGUCCGUCACAAUUCCUGGUAUCCGCUACGUAAUCGACUGUGGUCUGGCAAAGGAGCGGAUGCACAUCUCUGAAGUCGGCCGGACGGGUGGCUCAGCUACUCAGACGACUCCUUCGAGCGCUUCUGGUGGCUCUUCCGCGGGCAUCGAAACUCUCACCACUCGAGCCAUCUCCAAGUCGGCAGCGAUGCAGCGAGCGGGACGAGCGGGACGAGAAGCACCCGGAGAGUGUUACCGACUUUACCCCACCUCGGCGUUCGACGCCAUGGAGCCGACUACGUUACCAGAGAUUCAUCGCUCGAACCUCGGCUCAGUGGCACUGGACUGUUUCUCUGCUGGGGUGGACCCGAGAGAGGUGGAAUGGGUGGAAGCGCCGCGCGAGGGCAAGCUGAGGGACGCCGUCCUCGGCCUAGCCAGCAUGGGCGCACUUGAGCCCGUCGAGGAUGCCCAAGGCACGAGAAGAUUGGCACUCACUGCGCUAGGUAGAAAGAUGUCUCUCCUCCCCCUCGCGCCGCAAUUCUCCCUCUUGCUCCUCACCGCCGCGGAGCACUACGGAGAAAAGACGGUCCGCCAGGCACGCGAUCUCGUUGCCAUCCUCUCGUCGGAGCGCAACAUCUUUGUCGAUGCAACCAUGUACGCUUCUGGCGACAACGUCAAGGAUAGGAAGAGCUCUUCUAAUGGCAGCGGAGGUGUAGGUGGGAUCAGGGGAGAGGCAGAUAAGAUGCGCGAGGAGAUGGAGUUGUUGGAUCUAAAGAGAGCAGAGGCGGAAAAGGCCAAGAGGAUCUUCCGCCAUCGCAGUGGAGAUCAUAUCACUAUGCUUCGCGCAUUCUACAAGUACCUCAGAGUCAAGGCGGAGUAUUACAUCGAGGCCGGUGCUGCUGCCGGUGCGGGCGGGCAUAGCAACGGUGAUGGCAAGACCCACGGCCGAAGAAACGGAGCAAACUCCUCUUCCUCCUCCCCCGAGUCUAGACUAAAGCAAUGGUGCACAAAGCACUACAUCAAUCUUCGCAGCAUGAAGGAAGUCGAAGAUGUCCGAGACCAGCUCGUGGGCAUUUGUCAACGUGCAGGGAUUCGUGUGCAGGAAGAAGAGCGGGAAGAUGAGGAGGAGGAGAAGAAGAAGAAGAAGGCGGUACAAGGCAAGAGGAGAAAGAGGGUCCUUUCUGGUCUGCAAAAGGAGGAGUCUGACUCAAAUCCGGACGAGAACGAGGAGAUCGACGACGAGGGAGAUUUUCCCUUGCUCGUCACCCGCGGUUCACGCAACAAUGGCGCACGCCUUGGUGAUGAAGAGGACGAGGAAGAAGGAGAAGAGGAUGAAGAUUACGAGUCCCUCCUGCGUUGCCUUGUGCAGGGUCGUUCGGACAGUAAUGUCGCAGCGCGAAUGGAUGAGGGGGAGCACAAGGGUCACUUCAGACGAAUCUUGGGGAAUGAGAUCUUUCGUCUUCACCCAACAUGUGCCCUCUCUCCUCGCAACCUCCGACCUUCCUCUUCUUCUAGUGGUGGCAGUGGCAGCAGUGGAGCAAGGGGCUCCGCACCCAAGUAUAUCCUCUUUGAGGAGUUGCAGUACACUGCUUCUCUCUAUGGACGGUGUGUGAGCGAGGUUCAGCUAGAGUGGUUGAGCGCUGCGAGGGGUGAGAAGUGAGAGUGAGGAUGAGGGGGGCGGAUGGUGGUGCCGGUGGCGGUGGCGGUGGUGGUGCGAAGAGGACGCAGUGAGAUGAGGUAUGAGGAGUAGGAUGCAACACAAUGCGAUGCCGUGCGAUACAUUGCGAAAUCUGUUUCUUCGUGGCAAAACAGAGGUAAUUCUAUAGAUCUAGA